CUUUGUUUCGCUGUUACUCAUGGAGAUAUCUCUCAGAUCACAGAUUUUCUGGAUAAUAAUCUCAGCAUACUUUAUCUCCUCGGUGUUUGGUCAAGAUGGAGAUCAGUUUGUGUACUAUGACUUCAGGAAGGCAAACCUGUCUAUUGAUGGAAUGGCGACAAUCUUUCCCAGUGGCAUCUUGAAACUUACAAAUGAUUCAACACAGAGUACCGGUCACGCUUUCUACAACUUCCCGAUCGAAUUCAAUACUUCAUCCUCCAGUUCAUCACAAUCACUAUCCUUCUCCACGGAAUUCGUGUUUGCUCUCAUCCCCGAGGUGGAAAGCCGAGGCCAGGGAAUGGCUUUUGUGGUAUCCCCGUCCACAGACUUGAGGUAUGGUGGUCCAACCUCAUACUUAGGGCUUUUCAAUAGGUCAACCGAUAAUAAAACGGAAAACCAUAUCCUAGCCGUUGAGCUCGACACUAAUAGAAGCCCUGAAGAAGACGAUAUAAGUGAUAACCACGUUGGGAUUGAUGUAAACAGUAUAGUCUCCAUAGAUUCUGCCAAUGCUAGUUACUUUUCUUAUACAGAAGGGAAGAACGAAAGUCUGGUGCUUGCUAGUGGAUUAAGUACUCUCAUCUGGAUAGAAUACGAUGAUGCUGAUAAACUGUUAAAUGUAACGUUGGCUCCAAUCCCAACUCAGAGAUUCAAUGCGUCUAUUUUGUCAAGAACCAUCAAACCAAGUUUGCCUCUCUUGUCGAAAUCCAUCAAUCUCUCAGAAAUUUUCCUAGGGAAGAUGUUCAUCGGUUUCUCUGGUUCCACGGGAACAAUCAAAAGUGAUCAAUAUAUCCUUGGAUGGAGUUUCAAGAAAGGUGGAAUAGCUGAAAGCCUUGACCUAUCAAAGAUUCCUAAUCUCCCUCCCCCAUCCUCACCUCCACCUCCCCCUCCUUCACCUCCACCUCCCCCUCCUUCACCUCCACCUCCAACCCCUGUGGUUACAAUCACGGUUGCUUCUAUAUCAGCAGUAGCUUUUCUGAUGAUAGUAGGAGCAGCUCUUUACUUUUACCAUAAAAAGAAGUAUGAGGAAGUUCUCGAACAAUGGGAGAAGGAAUAUAGCCCUCAAAGGCUCUCCUUUAGGACCCUCUACAAAGCAACAAAAGGUUUCAAAGAAAGUAGGCUCCUUGGAGCAGGAGGCUUUGGAAAAGUCUACAAAGGAGAACUCCCUUCCGGUACUCAAAUCGCGGUUAAGAGAGUAUCACAUGAGGCAGAACAAGGAAUGAGACAGUAUGUGGCUGAAAUUGUCAGUAUGGGAAGACUGAGGCACAAGAACUUGGUUCAGCUCCUUGGUUACUGCAGAAGGAAAGGAGAAUUGCUCUUGGUCUAUGAUUACAUGCCCAAUGGAAGCCUUGAUGACUACUUGUUCAACAGAGAGAACCCACAAGACCUCACCUGGUCUCAACGUUUUCAUAUCAUCAAGGGCGUAGCUUCUGCCCUUCUUUAUCUGCAUGAAGAGUGGGAACAAGUUGUACUGCACAGAGAUAUCAAGGCCAGCAACGUUCUCCUAGACUCUGAUCUAAAUGGACGUCUAGGAGAUUUCGGCCUUGCUAGAUUCCACGACCGUGGCACAAAUCUCCAAGUCACUCGUGUGGUGGGAACCAUCGGCUACAUGGCUCCCGAGCUUACUGCAAUGGGACUAGCCACUACUUGGACUGAUGUCUAUGCUUUUGGAGCUUUCAUGCUUGAGGUGGUUUGUGGAAGGAGGCCAGUAGACCCAGAAAGGCCACCUGAGCAGAUGAUUUUAGUUAAGUGGGUUACCAGUUGUUGGAGAAGAGGCGAUUUGCUGGAUACAGUUGACAAUAAACUGGAAGGAAACCGUGUACCUGAGGAAGUUGAGAUGGUUUUGAAGCUAGGCCUGCUUUGUUCACAGAAUACCCCAGAAAAUAGACCUACCAUGAGGCAGAUAAUACAAUACCUGGAAGGAAAUGCCACAGUUCCAGACAUAUCAUUUGAGACUGCAGAAAUUGGUAUACCCUCUAUAAGCAUUGAAGCACCAACAACAAUGCUGACAACCACUUCCUCAUCAGCAAAUUUCUCAUUCGACACUGUUACCGUUUUAUUUGGUGGUCGCUGAAGCCAGCACCCCAGAUUGUUGUGUGUGUAUAAGCAAGUGUUUGG
This is a messenger RNA of Tarenaya hassleriana, 2154 nucleotides long. RefSeq names its product putative L-type lectin-domain containing receptor kinase II.2. The record is from RefSeq and is a predicted model, not a curated record. Gene Ontology annotation, biological process: protein phosphorylation. Gene Ontology annotation, molecular function: ATP binding; protein kinase activity; carbohydrate binding. The transcript has a single exon. NCBI's taxonomy places the organism in Eukaryota, Viridiplantae, Streptophyta, Magnoliopsida, Brassicales, Cleomaceae. Bases 20 to 2110 code for a protein of 696 amino acids. Gene Ontology annotation, cellular component: plasma membrane.